UUACCCUUGUGCUUAUCGAGAUCCAACUUUUUUCUUUGAUUCUGUCAAGAAUCUUAAAGAGCUUCUGGGCUUCAUUUGAUUCUUGAGAGCGAUGUUUUGAUUGAAGCUGAGGAUUGAUUUUCUAAAGGGUUCUUGCAGAUUCAAUUGAAAACCAGUUAGAGACAGGCACAGGAGAUUUUGAGGAUUAUCAGGUGUUGCAAAUAUUAAAUAAAGUCAUGGAUGAUGUGCAGAAGAAUGAUGACAGUAAGCAUCUAAAGGUGCACUUCGAAUCUGAUAUGGUUAAUUACCGCCGAAAUUCAAGCUUCCCAUCAUCUUCUUCAUCAUCAUCAUCUUCAACUUCAUCGUCACCACGUUCAUCACUGGAAUCAGAUGUUACUGACAAAGCAGAUGUUAAUGGCUCUUUCGAAACUACACAACAGGGCCAGGAGUCUCAGGGGCCUCCGCCAUUACCAGAGGCUUCUUCUUCUCAGACUCUUACUUGGAGCCUGCAAAGUGGAUCAUCAGGACAAUCCUCUCAACUUCAGACGAUGGGGCGGCCUGCAGGAUAUGAUCCAAGUCGAAUCCCAACGUCUAUUUUCGCCAGUAAACCUUCAACAGGCAUGGAUUGGAGUGUUGCUUCAAAUGAAUCAUUGUUUAGCCUUCAUGUGGGGAACAACAGUUUCUCCAGAGAGCAAUUUUCUAUGCUGUAUAAAUCUGGAGAACUGACCUACCCUGAUGAGUUGUUUUACAUUCCAACUCCACUUCCCACAGUUACUGAAGCAGAAACUGUUGAAAUGAAGAUUCACAAUGUGGAGAAUGAGACUGUUGAAAAUAAAGAUCCAAACGUGGAGAAGAGGAGUGUUGAAAAUACGAGUGCAAAUGUGGAUAAAGAGAAGGUUGAAAGCACGAGUGUAAAGGUGGAAAUGGACUCGGUAGAAACAGAAGAAGCUGCAGAUGAAUCUGAAAGGACAGAUUUAAGUGAUAUUCCUGGUGAUCAUGGUAGAAAUAAGGCGCCUCUUAUUGUGGAAAUCAGGGGUUCUGCUACCUCUUACCGUUCUGAUGACAGCAAUCACAGCACCAAGUCAUUCCAAUUUCCACUGUUGGCAGGUCAUGAGGCUGGAAGACAAAGCCCUGCACAGAUGACCUCAGUAAAGCAGCAGCCAGAGCAUCACACACAGCAGGAGAUGCAUAAGCAGGAGGAAGGGCCUGAAACACCUGAUACACCUGAAACACCCCUAAAGGCUACAGCUCCAUCAUCCAGUUGGUUUUCUUGGUUUUACUGUUGCAUGGUCUGUCGUUGAGAGAAGGAUAGAUUUUCUUCCUAAUGAUCAUGCCGUGAUCUCCUUCAAUAAAAGAUAAGCCAUAGAAAUGAUGAACCAAGAGAGUGAACAAUUGGAAAUUGAUGCACAUAGAUGAUGACAGAUCUAAAUGGUGUUAAAUGGUAGAUGUGGUUUCAAAACUGAUGUACAGACAUACGUAUACGGUAUAUGUAUAUGUUGGAGAAAUUGGUUUGCACUCAACACUAAUUCUGCUUAAUAUGUAUCUUCAAUAUUGCAAAAUCUGACUCUUGUUAGCCA
Molecule: messenger RNA, 1556 nt
Organism: Prunus mume (Japanese apricot)
Lineage: Eukaryota; Viridiplantae; Streptophyta; Magnoliopsida; Rosales; Rosaceae
Product: pinin-like protein
Source: RefSeq, a predicted model, not a curated record